GGGUAACAGACAUACAUACAACCUUCUACACCAACCUCGAUAGGUCACAACCAGACCUCUCUUUUUACAAAUGUCACUGUGGUCGUAUGUUCAAUUCCCCUUUAUGUCUGCUUAGUCAUAUAAAUCCAAUUGCUCAAUGCGGGAAAACAAAAAGAAAACUGGAUCUUACCGCAACCUUUCCCCGCGCACGCGCUUCCUCUUCGGAGCCGGCCUGAUGGCCUAUGCUACGGUCGGGAUGUGGUGGUCUCCUAAAAUUGAGGAGGCGUUGGGCAUGGUGCCGAGCAGCGAGGAGCAGGCGGAGCUGGAUAGGAAAUUGAGCGUUAAGAUUUCCAGUGUUGAGCGGUAGAAUUAUUGGAUGGAAAGGUGGGGGUUGGGGUGAUGUGGAAUGAAAGAAAGGCAAUAGGGGAGCAAAGGAAGAAAGGGAAAGAAAUGAAAUGAAAACGUGGCUCUGGGCAGCGCCAACAGCAAACAAACGGAAUUUGGACUCUGAAUUGAAGAUGGGAUGGGAAGAGAUAUGAAGUAGAGAUGAUUUGCGAGUUUAUUGUUGCUGUGGCAUGGUAAGGGGCUAUGGGAGAGACGGGGGAGUACGUUUUGGCGAGAGGAGAGGGGGCUACAGUACGGUGUAUGCGGGUGUGUAGCUUGUGCAUGUGGAUAUCACGCCGCUCAGUUGGCUGAUGAGGAGCAGAAAAGGGUUCGGGCUGGACAUUGAAGUGGCAUAUACAUAGGUGCGGUUGCUGAGAAGGAAGAGGAGGUUGGAUGGUGCCUGGGGGAAAUGUGCAUCUGUAUUGGGAUAGAGAUGUGGUACCAGGUGAUCGACGGCCGAGAGUUUUCUUUUUAGCGCCCCCCCUCCCAAUUUUCAAUUUUUCAUAAUUCCCUUGUCCUUGCCCUCUUGAGAAUUUAAUAGAAGGAAGCAAAGCUCGGACAGGGCAUGCAGGCCUCAAUGACUGCCGUCGUGGAACCGAACCGAGAACUAGAGGAUGAUUUGGGACCUGAUUACACAAAAAAAAAAGAGUGGAGUUGAAUAUCAGACUGCCCUAGUACAGCCUACCCCGUCAUCGUGGGAAUGCGCUACACCGACAUGGACCUCGGAUUGGAUUGGAUGGCUAAGGUGAAGUCUGACAUUCGAGGAGGCAGAGAGGAAUUGGCGAUCAGUUCGUUUGAGACUUGCAGCUGAAGUUCUAGUUGGAGUAAAAUUGAUUUGCCUCUUUCCGUUGUCAAGGCGCUUGCUCCCUUCCUUUCAAGCCUUAUUUGACUUCCUAUUAUUUUUAUUUUUAACUUUCAUUUUCUUUUUAAAAUCGGUUCUUCUCCGUGCUGUUGAUCAGCCACCAUCCCUCCAUCAUCGCCACGCAUCUAGAAUGCAGGAAUAUACGCAUUUUGAUUUUCAUUGCUGAUGCUGUACCCAUAGAGAUAUGCCUCGUCGAUGGCAUUGGAUGUGUUUCAAAAAGCUGUUGCCGUGAUUAUUGUGACGGACUAGAUCAGUUCGUGUCGAUCGACGAGGCAUGAGCAUGCCCUGUUUUCCGAUAGAGCAACGGCAUGCAAGCGGGUGAGUGUGAGAAAAUUGAACAGCUGGUCAUGCUCGUUUCCAUUAACCCUCACAACCGCCCUGCAAGUUUAGACUGCUAGUCUUGUGCACCCUCUCCUUCUGGCCCCCUAAUGCUGCAUCAUUCGCUCACAUCGAUCUCUUCGAAUUAGUAGAUUUAUCUAUGCGAAAAAGAGCAGAGUCCAGUUCACUGAAAAGUAGUUCAAAGCAAAUCAGUUCGUACUUGUCCCAGCGCGUGCAUGGAUAUUACGACUCUCCGGGACGGGAUAUCUGAUUUUCACAUUAAUUCUCUAUCUCCGCCCCCAACUUCAUCCUGGGAGGCAAUCUUCCUCCAACCGGCUUAUCCGAUACUUGUCACUAUGACGGCGUCUCUUACGGGAUGUUUGUGUACGCAUAUGCAAUAUACUUGAGACAAAAAUCAAUGAGAGCCGAGAUCUAUCAUCCGCCAUUUGUCACAUUGGCCCAGGCCCAGCCACCA
Blastomyces gilchristii SLH14081 is the source of this 2018-nucleotide messenger RNA. RefSeq lists its product as uncharacterized. The record is from RefSeq and is a predicted model, not a curated record. The transcript has 2 exons. Bases 137 to 346 code for a protein of 69 amino acids. NCBI's taxonomy places the organism in Eukaryota, Fungi, Ascomycota, Eurotiomycetes, Onygenales, Ajellomycetaceae.